CUCCUUUUUCUUGUUGCAGUCAAAGAUCUCCCAGAGGCAGCAGCGCAUGAUAAAGAACCGCGAGUCGGCGUCCAUGUCUCGGAAAAAGAAGAAAGACUAUCUGCUCACGCUGGAAGGUCGCCUGAAAUUUGCGCUGUAUGAGAAUGAGUCGCUCAAGAGUGAGAAUGGCAAUCUGAAGAGGCAGCUGGAGGGCAUACUGAGUGAGAACACGGUCCUGAAGGUGACGGCGCCCAAGAGGAGAGCCGUGUGUCUCAUGGCGGUGUUGGUGUUCGUCAUGCUUAACGUGGGACCAAUGAGUCUGUUUCAGGGUGGCCCUGGCUCAAAGCUCAGAGAUGUGUCCCUGCAGCAAGGCGGCAGACACCUGUUGGCUUUCUCCUCGGAGGCAGAAACUGAGGCUGGGAUGGACCCCGAUUCUCUCGGCCCUGGCCCCUCUGAGACGGGCGACAG
Notothenia coriiceps (black rockcod) is the source of this 447-nucleotide messenger RNA. RefSeq names its product cyclic AMP-dependent transcription factor ATF-6 alpha-like. Gene Ontology annotation, molecular function: RNA polymerase II cis-regulatory region sequence-specific DNA binding; DNA-binding transcription factor activity, RNA polymerase II-specific. NCBI's taxonomy places the organism in Eukaryota, Metazoa, Chordata, Actinopteri, Perciformes, Nototheniidae. The record is from RefSeq and is a predicted model, not a curated record. Gene Ontology annotation, cellular component: nucleus. The transcript is spliced from 3 exons. Gene Ontology annotation, biological process: endoplasmic reticulum unfolded protein response; regulation of transcription by RNA polymerase II. The annotation marks the transcript as partial.